UUAUCACUGGAACGCAUUGCUUCAAUGGUUACUCCCAGUGUCAGGUGAAAACUGUUGUCGGAACUGACAGAAAGCCAUUUGAGCUUAGCAAGGGGUAAUUAGACUAAGCUUCAAGAUUGUUAUAUUCGUUGCUUUGUUUCGUUGUCUUUCUGAAUCAACAGGGACUUCUUGCCUUGCGUCAAGUGAUCUGAAGCACGACAAAUGCUGUUGCAGUUCUGAGCCUACAGAGCGCUGGCGUUGGGUGGGGAUAGAUCUGGAACAGCAGCAGUAUGUAGAAUGCAUGGAGCGCAAGUUUGAAGACAAUGGGUAGGCAGAGUAUGCUGUUUCAGCUACUCUUCUCCUGCAUACUUUUCUCUGGAGUCUCUGCUGAAAUUGGUUCGCCUGUUGCUAUACGCAUUGCCUGUGGCUCUACCGAAAGCUCAACAUCUCCAGACGGGAAGCUGUGGCUUAAAGAUACAGGAUACUCUGGAGGCAAAACAGCAAUUAUCAAGACGCGCAAUGUGUUGGCUCCGCAGACAAGCACAGCUCGCUACUUUGAGAUGUCAGAUGGUCCCGAGAACUGCUACAACAUCACAACUCAGAAUGGCCACUACCAUCUCAGAUUCUUCUUCGCCUUUGGUAGUGCUGAUAACUCCGAUCUAGAGCCGCAGUUCGACGUCUCACUCGAGGGAACGCUCGUCUUCAGCUUGAUAACUGGUUGGGGCGGAUCCAGGGGACUGAGUUAUCCAGAGGCUCUACUUUAUCUUGAGGACGGUGCUGUCACAGCGUGCUUUCACAGCUCCGGUCACGGGAAUCCUUCGAUCUCGUCGUUCGAAAUAAGCCAGAUAGAUGAGCAGGCUUAUGCUCCUGGACGUUCGUGGAGCCGCCACGUCGUGCUCAAGGUGGUCAAAAGAGUUAGCUGCAGCGAGAAAAACUUAAGGGGGUAUGAAUCCAGAGCUGGCGCUAGUGUCUGGGGUGGGGACAGGUUCUGGGACUCGGAUUUGGGCCUGGACAAAGGUCCUACAGAUUCACUGACGACAACGGAAAGGAUAAACAACACAUCAGUCGCUCCAAACUUUUAUCCGGAAAGUAUAUAUCAGAGCGCGUCGAUAACCAGCACGGGUGCAAGCGUGUCCUACAACAUCCAGAUAGAACCCAACCAGAAUUACUCCUUGUGGUUCCAUUUUGCUGAGAUAUCGUCCGGCAUCGCAGCUAAAGAGCAGAGGGUGUUUGAUAUACUCGUGAACAGCCAGCUUAUCUUCCCGGACGUAGAUAUCAUCGGUCUUGCUGGAGCGAAGUUCACUGCUCUUGUGCUUAACAAGACGGUGUUUGUCGAAGGAAAAACUCUAGUUAUUACUUUCAGGCCGGUCCAAGGAUCAAUAUUGGUGAACGCUUUCGAAGUCUACCAACUCGUCAGAAUGGAGUACACGACUGAUCCAAAAGAAGUUUGGGCUUUACAAGCUCUUAAGAACUCCUUAGCUCUCCCGCCAAGAGUGGGAUGGAAUGGGGAUCCCUGUGUACCACAGGAGCAUCCAUGGAAUGGGAUUAACUGCGGCUUUCAUUUCGACAAAGGAGGCUGGUUUAUAGAUGGAUUGGACCUUGACAAUCAAGGACUGAAGGGACAUAUUGCGAAGGACAUUUCCUACUUAACGAACUUGCAAAGCAUAAACAUCAGCGGAAACAGCCUCUAUGGACAAAUUCCACCCGAGUUUGGGAAUCUUACGAACCUUGUCGUGUUGGAUUUGGCAUACAACGCCUUGAAUGGAUCGAUUCCGGAAACAUUUGGCAAUCUUCCUCGACUGAAAAAGCUGUACCUCAAUGGAAAUCGUUUGAGUGGUGCCGUCCCGGGGAUUCUUCUUGCUGGUCCAAUGCACGGCGCGAGUUUCAACUUCUCAGACAAUCCCGGUCUUUGUGGUAUACCCGGUGUUCGAAGUUGCGGCUUUGUACUCGCUUCUGGAGCUAAAGUUGGGAUCGCAUUUGGAGCGUUCAUCUUCGCUAUGAUCGCAGUAACCUGUGGAUUCUGCCUGUGGAAGAGAAGACAAAACAUUGCCCGCUCUCAAAGAAUCACAACAACACGGAGCGCUGCUUACGCGAAAUCGAGAACGCAAUUUACCAAAGAUCUCCAACUCGCGAGAAUGCACGAUCUAGGCAGUCCGUACAGGGAGCGGGAUCCGUACAGGGAGGACGAGCCAAUCUAAGCCGUCCGCUAAAACCUUCCACGUGUCAAACUCCUAGUUGCAGACGUGUUCAAAUUGGACACCACUUGUGCCACGUGACUUUGUACGGUGGAUGGCUCGCCACGUGGCAGUAAAGGUUCCUAGAUUUGCGGAAGAAAAGGGUCAAAGUAUUCUAUUGUA
Molecule: messenger RNA, 2336 nt
Organism: Selaginella moellendorffii
Lineage: Eukaryota; Viridiplantae; Streptophyta; Lycopodiopsida; Selaginellales; Selaginellaceae
Product: receptor-like protein 4
Exons: 11
Coding region: 303-2177 (624 amino acids)
Molecular function (GO): protein binding
Source: RefSeq, a predicted model, not a curated record